Mesorhabditis belari is the source of this 1680-nucleotide messenger RNA. The record is from the annotation of a GenBank genome assembly. NCBI's taxonomy places the organism in Eukaryota, Metazoa, Nematoda, Chromadorea, Rhabditida, Rhabditidae.
AUGUCGUCUCAACGAAAUGGAAUCCAUUUCAACCCGGGGAAGCAAAAGAAGUUGGAGGUGGAUCUCUCGUUAAUUCCCGGAAGCGCGGAACAUAUUAAGAUUAUGGAACGCAUGCUGAAGGAUAUCGACAGUUGUGUUGAUGGACAUUUGAACAAAAUAUUUUUGGGUCAAGUCAAGGAAAUCGCCAAGUUUCUUUUGCUCAAAGAAAUAGAUGACUCGGAAAGGGAUCGGAAAAUGGCGAAUUUGUUUGACCCAAAUUCGGAGCAAGCUAUUUAUCAAGCUGCUAUUGUCACCUGCAACUUUGCUGACACGGCUCAUGUGGUGGAGAUGUGUCGAGAAGAGUUAUUGGGAACAAACCAGUGCAUUAUGAUGAUUGAUCAUCAAUCACCGGCCGAUAUCAUCGCGAAAAUCCUCGAACAGAAAAUCACAACCAAUUGUGUUUUGGUGAUUCGGCAGGCCGAAACGUUACCGAUAACGUUGUUGACUCAACUUUUGAACUUGUUGCAUGCAAUGCCCAUUAAUGCCAUGGUUUCUUUUCUGAUUUGUGUCUCAACCACGCCCGCCUUUCUUGUGUCUACAUGUAGCCUCCGGGCUUUGAGGCAAUUGGAAGCGAAAAUCUUCCACUUGGAGACCUCGGACGAGUGCAACAAGGAGUUGAUUACAAAACUACUCAAUUUGAAGGACAAACAGCCUGCGGAUGAACCGCCAAUGCAAUUGAGCGGGCAACUUGUGUUUGAUGCCUUCGAACGCUACACCAUUGAACACAAAUCGAUCAUUCUUCUGAAAAACUCUCUCAAGUUUGCAAUUGCCCGUCACUUUCUUGAGAAAGUAGAGAAUCCGGCUCAAACGACAAAUUUCAGGAAUUUUGUCGAAAAAUAUCAAAAAGUUUGUCAACUUUUUGCAAAACUGAAUGGUGUGAUUGAAGGAAAAGUACACGCUGAUGUUCAACUUUAUGGAGAAAAUUAUUUAACGAAUGACGAGCUCUCUUAUAACAGGAAAUGGAAACAUUCUUUGCUAAGUGCAUCAGAUCAAGAGCUCAAGGUUGUGGUCGAUCACGUGAAAGAACUCUUGAAUCAGUUGAAGGAAGACGAAACAGCGACUGCGAUGGAAGAGCUAUGUGCCAGAUUGGAUGAACGGUUGACCAUUCCCAGCCCACCGAAACGAGCUUUGGCAAAAGAGAACACACCUCAAAAGCCAAGGAGAUCUACAUUCAUGCAACUUCGUCAACUAAACGAGGAUCGUUUGAAGGAAAAAGCAAGCAAUCCGUUGGUGGUAACAAGGCAAGAGCUGUGCUCACUUAUCAACGACUUCUUUAAAGAGAACUUGAUUGCCUGGGAUCAAGAGGCUUCUGCUAGUUAUUCGGUGAUGACAGCAGGCAAAGAAACCAUUACUGCAUCUGGAAAUAUGAGGAAAGAUAUCGAAAGAACAUUGAGCCUCAAGAAUAAUGUGAUCUCUGCUUCUUUGCAAGUGUUGCUUUCGGGAGAUGUUGGGUGGAAAAAGAAUAUUCUAUUUGGUGAAUGGUUGCGAAUUGUCAAGCGAGAAUUCAAAGGUUUCGAUGAUCAAGUCUCUCCAACGACAACUCUUUACGCAACCGCCGCUCAUCUUGAACAUAUUGGCAUUUUGAAGAAUGGAGUCGAGAAACAAUUCCCUUCUGUUAGCUUGAAUUACUUUCCAUUUUAU